Acanthochromis polyacanthus (spiny chromis) is the source of this 3363-nucleotide messenger RNA. RefSeq names its product prostaglandin E receptor 4 (subtype EP4) a (gene ptger4a). The coding region runs from base 382 to 1734 and encodes 450 amino acids. Gene Ontology annotation, biological process: inflammatory response; adenylate cyclase-activating G protein-coupled receptor signaling pathway; cellular response to prostaglandin E stimulus. Gene Ontology annotation, molecular function: prostaglandin E receptor activity. NCBI's taxonomy places the organism in Eukaryota, Metazoa, Chordata, Actinopteri, Pomacentridae. The record is from RefSeq and is a predicted model, not a curated record. Gene Ontology annotation, cellular component: plasma membrane. The transcript has 2 exons.
AAAAUAAGGGGAGGGACUGAACCCCGCAGGAAGCUGGAGGGCAGAGCUUCGUUUCAAUAAAGUCCCUGGUGUCCGUUGCCUGCUUUUAUCUCUAUGUUCUGGUGAGUGAAAUCUGUUGUCAUGCACAGCGAGAGGAGGAUUUGAUAAGAAAGCAGCAGUGAGCCGUUGGUAACCAGAGCAGCAGCAGCAGGAGGCAAGAGGAUGCACCGGAGGAGGCAGAAAGUUUUAAAGAAGUUAGUUUUUGGAUGAAGUUCAAGUUGCAUUUUCAGAAUUUGACAAUGCUGUUCCAACUUCUUUCAAGUGCAAGCAAGUUUACAACUCUGGACUGGAAAUACUGGCGUUAAGAAGAGUUGCUGAAGUGAAGUACGUUUGGACACAACCAUGAAUAAUCAGUCGAUGACAGGGAGGACCAUGGUCCCGACUAUUCCGUCCAUUAUGUUCAUUUUCGGGGUGGUUGGCAAUGUCAUUGCCAUCGUGGUUCUCUGUAAAUCCCGCAAAGAACAGAAGGAGACUACGUUUUAUACGCUGGUGUGUGGACUGGCUGUCACGGACCUCUUGGGCACACUGCUGGCCAGUCCGGUCACCAUCGCCAUUUAUGUGAAAGGUUCGUGGCCCGGAGAGGACCCGCUGUGCCAAUACUUUGGUUUCACCAUGCUCUUCUUCUCUCUGGCCGGGCUCAGCAUCAUCUGUGCCAUGUCAGUGGAGAGGUACAUCGCUAUAAACCAUGCCUACUUCUACAAUGACUUUGUGGACCAAAAACUGGCAGGGUUGACUCUCGUAGCGAUCUACGUCUCCAACGCGCUUUUCUGCGCUCUGCCGAUUAUGGGCUUUGGACAGGUGAAGAAACAAUACCCGCAAACUUGGUGUUUUCUGGAGUGGAGGAGCAACAAGACCAGCGAUGCCGCCUACUCCUACAUGUAUGCGGGGUUCAGCUCUCUGCUCAUUCUCGUCACUGUUAUUUGUAACGUGCUGGUGUGUGGGGCUUUGAUUCGGAUGCACCGGCGCUUCGUGCGCAGGAUGUCACUGGGAACCGAUCUGGGGCGCAACGUGGACCCGCGGAGGAGAGGACGCAGCUUUGGUCGUCUGGCUGGUGCAGAGAUUCAGAUGGUCAUUUUGCUCAUAGGCACAUCGGUAGUGAUCCUCAUCUGCUCCAUCCCACUUGUCGCUCAGGUGUUUCUGAACCAGCUUUACAAAACUCCAGUGGAGCUGCGGUUGGAUAAAAACCCUGAUCUACGAGCAAUACGCUUUGCCUCCUUUAACCCCAUUCUUGAUCCCUGGAUCUACAUCCUGCUCCGCAAGGCUGUUCUCCUCAAACUCAUCGAGAAGAUCAAGUGCCUGUUUUGUAAAAUGGGAGUAAGAAGGCAACAGAGACAGGGAGCCUUCCCCUGUAUAGACGCUCAUCAGCUCUCCUUGGUCAUCUCUAACCGGGACUCUCAGUCUUUGGUGUCUCAUGACCUGCGAGAUGUCACCAGCACCUCCCAGACUUUCCUCUAUCUGCCUGAAGGAAUUGGAUUUCACACUGGAAACUGUCAUAAGGCAGACAGACUCUCUCAUUCGCAACCAUCUUCGGUCAGAAACUCGCAAGUUUCUUAUUCAUCUGAGAAGGGCAGCAUUGAGGCUGAGACCAGAGAAAUGACAAAUGUAACCACAGCUUUUUCAGCUUUGCCUUGUCCAAAAGAUCCCGCACUUCAGGUGACGUUGAACACUGAGACAGUGGAGGAGAAAUGCAUCUGACUUAAGUCAGAGGAUAGGAUUUGAGAAUGAAGUUCUCAUGUUGCUCUGAGGUAGAUGGUCUACUGAAUUACUUCUCUGUCAGAGAACUCUGAGACCCCUGAAAGAAUAGGGGUAGGCACAUAAAAAAAUAAUAAAUGACUCUUGAAGAAGUGCUGUGAACUUUGCCAUCCUGUUCUUGUCUCAGCACCCAGCUACCUCAGCGAUGACUAUUUCUGACCGUGCAAGCAGAUGUUGUCUUGCCCAAGACAGAGAUCCCUGAUGGAAAAAGCUUAUCCUUCCUAAUUUCACCUACUUUGCUCAAUAAAUAUGGAAACCUUCACUGUAAAGUAGAUGUGGCCAGUAAUUUAGAAUAAUUUAGUUACAAAUCUGUGGUUGAUAUAGUAAAGAAAACAGUUGUGAAAGUGAUUCUAAUGAGUAAUCACUCACAUGUGAGCUUCCAUUGUAAGGAUCAGUACCUUUAGACAAACUCUAUUGUGCACUGCUUUAGGACUUGGUUCCAUGACUAAUGUGCACAGUUUUCUAAUGUGGUGAAUACUGAUGUUUUUGUUCCUCAGCCCUGGAAUAUGCACAAAUAUGUCAUCUCAAAUUAUAAAACUAAAUGGUUUUCCAUCUUUCAGUGAAGGUACAAAGAUCCCUGUGCCAUAGUUAUUAGCAUCAAACUACUUAAAUCUGACUGGAAAUUAUGAACAUUGUUCCCCCAGCUACAGAAAAAGUGGUGUAAAUCAGCAGACAGAUGUUGAUUAAUGUGGAGUAUUAAGCUGUCAGGUCAAGGAAAUUGGUGUUUCUGAAUGAUCGAUGUUUUGUAAAAUAGUUUUUGUAAUAAAAUUAUUCUUCUCUACGAGAAGCUUCUAAUCAGCAAAUCCCUACAGUGUCGGGGCUACCAGUGUAAAAUACAAAUUUGUGCACAGUUACGAAUUGUGUGAGUGAUGUAGUUGACCAGUAUUCAUGCUCAUUGAUUGCUUCCAGGAUUAGAGUCCAGAAAAUCAGAACUGAAAAGCUUAUUUACAAAAUUGUAUGUGUCAUUUAGGUCUGCAGCUAACAGUUCUUUCCAUGGGUAAUUAUUCUUAUUGAAUUUUAAAUGUGUAACAUUGUGAAAAAUCCCCACAUCUCUGUUUCUAGGAGCCAAAUGUGAUGUUUUUCAAAUUGCUCAUUUUGUGCAAAAGACAAAGAUAUUAAUUUACAAUGAUAUAAAACAGAGAAACACAUACUUAGUAGGCUGGUACCAAAUUUAUUAUUAUUAUUAAAUAUUCUGGUUAUUGCUUACUAACUGAUACAACACCUGCCACUUUGAGUUCCAGUAUUAAUUAGGCAAAAAUCCAAGAUUUCUUAAUUCGGCAUCUUGGAAAAGUGCAAUUAUUUUGUCAAGCAAAGCCACAUUAUCCAUCAUAUUUCCUCAGAACACGUUUGUGAUUCUGUUCUGUAAUGCAUCUGUUCCAAUGGCAGAGUUCCUCUUUUUAAUGUUGCAAAACGUCAGCUGACACCUUCUGCUGCUGGUUUACCAAUACGAAAUACAACAGACUGAACUUUUGAACUGCUAUUUGUGUGAACUUCUUCUCUCAAACAAGCUUUUUGUCUUCAAAGCACGCAGUCUGUCUCCUUCAGCCUGUUAUUAAAUCGUCUCAGAUUGUU